UUAAGUUAUAAACAAGUGAGUAUACGGUAUAAAACGAGUUUACUUAUUUACGGUAUAAAUUGUUAUUAAUAAAAUCGUGUAUCAAUUAGUGUUAUUACUUUUUUUUUUUGAGGAAAUUAGUGUUAUUACUUGAAUCUAAUACUAGUUGCAUAUUAAAAAAUAAAAUGGUAAAUUUCUUUAUUUCCUCCCAAAAAUACUCUCAUUUGCCUUUUAUUUUCACAAAUUUUCAUAUCCGACUAGCUUAGCUAUACCACGUGAUCGAGAUUACUUGAUUAGUGGUUACGUUACCCAAUUACUUUUAUGCUUUGGGUGUGUCAAACAAACACGCUAUUUUGUUUUUUUUGUUUUUUUUUAUAUUUUUACGAGGCAAAACUAAAGUAAUUUUCAUUUAAAAAAUAAAAACAACAAAACAAAACCAUACCAAAAAAAAAAAAACAUAAAAUUGGCACUCUUCCUUGCUAAGGAACACCGCUCCUCGCACACUCUCUUUCUUAAUCUGGGAAUACUAAUCUUGUACUUGAGUGUUGAUUAUGUCAUUUUAAAAAUUUCAACUUUCUCUCUCUAAAAUUCUCUUCAUCUUCUUCUUCUUUAAAUUCCCAGUUUCAGGUUUCUCUCUCUACAAAAUCAGAGGAAGCUUCUCUGUUUUUGUGGCCCAACUCAAGCUUUCUAUGUUCUCAAUAAGUUGAAACUUCCGCCCUAAAAAUGUUCACUGAAGGCCUUGAUAACAGUGCCCUUCAAUGGGUUCGAGAGGGUUCUAAGAAUGGUAAGAAGGAAGAACCACUGUCAGUGUUAGACAACAGAACAAGGAUUGACCCAAUUAUAAGAAGCAGCAGCCGAGGUUUUGGGUUGCCACCACCUGGCAAGUUCCGAAGUGGGCAUUUGCCACCCACUGCAAUUCCAGUAUCUAGAGGUAUUCCUGGGGAUGACUCUGCUUCUGUCUCUGGCAAUGACAUCACCUCAGAAUCCGAGGAGGAGGAUGUUUACGGCGGUAGGUAUUCUAUGGAUUCGUCCCCGCAGGAUGAUCGUGCUACUCCCUCGAUUACAAGUAGUUACAGAUACUCCAACACAAGAUCAUUGCCUCCAACUCGGAUGAGUUAUGGAAGUGAUUAUCUGUCUUCUGAUGUGUAUUCGUCGGUAGAGUUGAGUGGGACGAGGGGUGAGCGAUUAGUUAAAAAGAAUGGAAGAUACCCAGUCGCGCAGAAUGGUUAUGCAGAAGAUGAGUCUGAAGAUUCUGCUGGUAGCUCCGAGUUUUCUUCUUCUCAAGUUGGUAGCAACAUUCGCACUGCUUCUCGCUCACAAGCUUAUGUUUCAGAAGGCUAUGCAUCUAGCAUAACUUCAAAGGUGAAUAUUGGGAAGGAUGAUGGUGAUACCCCAAGUGCACCUCCAGUUUGCAACUCUGGUCAGGAUGCCAAUCAAGCUGUGCCUGUACCCAAUAACAAAGUAUCUGCUGAUUCUCAUGAUGCUUCUGACAAAGUUGAGCCAAUCGUUCCUAGUGUUAAGCUAUCUGGGUCACAUCAAGUGGAUAGUAUAGAAAAAACAAAUCCUGGUCCACAUGCAAGAACUAUGGGCGGUGCAGAAUCUGCAGGGUCUUCAGGUUCACAUGCUGCUCGUCUGCCUACAUUUCAUGCAAGCACUCAAGGACCAUGGCAUUCAGUGGUUGCAUAUGAUGCUUGUGUUCGUCUUUGUCUCAAUGCCUGGGCAAGAAGUUGCAUGGAAGCUCCUGUAUUUCUCGAAAAUGAGUGUGCUUUAUUGCGGAGUGCAUUUGGUUUGCAGCAAAUACUAUUGCAGUCAGAAGAGGAAAUUCUGGCUAAGCGUGGCUCAGAAGUUGCAGUUGAAGGAGCACCGCAGAAACCAAAGAAAAUAAUUGGGAAGAUGAAGGUCCAAGUUCGAAAAGUGAGAAUGGGACUGGACCCACCUACUGGUUGUAGUUUUGGUUCUGUAAAGGCUCCAGUUAUAAAUAUGGAGUCUGCCCGCUCACAGUUAUCCAAGGUGCAGAGGUCAGUUUGUUCAGGAUGGCAUGCCCUUCGAAGAGUGCGUUUUGUUCUCCAUAAGCCUACAGAUGGUUCUUUAUCAAAGAAGAGUUUGGCUUAUGUUCAAGCCAGUAGUCAGUACUUAAAGCAGGUUUCUGGUCUUUUAAAAGUUGGUGUAGUGACCACAUUGCGUAACAGUGCAUCAUCAUAUGAACCUGUGCAAGAGAGUCAUUUCUGUCUGCUGAGAUUAAAAAGUUCACCAGAAGAUGAUGUUGUUCGGAUGCAACCCGGUUCGGGCGAAACUCAUGUAUUCUUUCCAGAUGGUCUGGGAGAUGAUUUGAUUCUUGAAGUUCAGGAUUCAAAAGGAAAAACAUGUGGGCGUGUUGUUGCCCAAGUGGCUACUGUUGCUGAUGAUCCAAAUGAUAAACUACGUUGGUGGUCAAUAUUUCAUGAACCAGAGCAUGAACUUGUUGGUAAAAUACAACUUUAUAUCAAUUUCUCUACGAGUACCGAGGAGAACAGUAAUAAUAAGUGCGGCUCUGUGGCAGAGACUGUAGCCUAUGACCUGGUUUUAGAAGUUGCGAUGAAAGUUCAACAUUUUCAACAAAGACAUUUACUGCUGCAUGGCGAGUGGAAAUGGUUAUUGGAAGAAUUUGCAACCUAUUACGGGGUUUCUGAUGCAUACACUAAACUUAGAUACCUUACUUAUGUCAUGGAUGUUGCCACACCGACAGCUGAUUGUCUGACUCUUGUGUAUGAUUUGCUUUAUCCUGUGGUUAUGAAGGGCCACACUAAGAGCACAUUAAGUCAUCAGGAGAAUCGUAUCUUAGGUGAAGUGGAAGAUCAAAUUGAGCAGAUACUUGCUCUGGCGUUUGAGAAUUACAAAUCCUUGGAUGAAUCACUGCCUUCUGGAAUGACAGAAGUCUUCAGGCCUGCAAGUGGGGUUGCAGCUCCUGCUUUGCAACCUGCUGUCAAACUUUACACUCUUCUUCACGAUAUAUUGUCUCCUGAGGCACAGAAUAAACUUUGUAGACACUUCCAGGCUGCUGCAAAGAAAAGGUCGAAGAGACAUGUGUCUGAGACAGAUGAGUAUGUUAGUAAUACUGGUGAAGGAAUCAUGCUAGAUCAAGUUACAAUGACCACCGCAUACCAGAAUAUGAGAAAUCUUUGCUUGAACAUCAGUAAUGAAGUUUCCACGGAUAUUGAAAUCCACAACCAGCACAUACUUCCCAGUUUUGUCGAUCUGCCAAAUCUUUGUUCAUCAAUAUAUAGUGUAGAACUUUGCAACCGGAUACGUGAAUUCCUCAUUGCGUGCCCUCCGUCUGGUCCUUCACAACCUGUGGCAGAACUUGUGAUAGCUACAGCAGAUUUCCAAAGAGAUCUCGUCAACUGGAAUAUCAAUCCCAUCAAAGGCGGAGUUGAUGCAAAAGAUUUGUUCCACUUGUAUAUAGUUGUCUGGAUUCAGGAUAAGCGGUUGGCUUUGCUUGAAACCUGCAAACUUGACAAGGUCAAAUGGUCUGGUGUCCGAACACAACAUUCGACUACCCCUUUUGUUGAUGAAAUGUAUGAUAGACUAAAAGAUACACUGAAUGAUUAUGAAGUCAUUGUUAGCCGCUGGCCAGAAUAUAGCUUUUUCUUGGAAAAUGCUGUGGCUGAUGUAGAGAAGUCCAUAGUGGAGGCUCUAGACCGACAAUAUUCCGAUGUCUUGGCCCCUCUAAAAGAAAAUCUUGCGCCAAAGAAAUUUGGUUUCAAGUAUAUGCAGAAACUGACCAAGCGAAAUGUGGCUCCAUACACAGUUCCAGAUGAGGUUGGGAUCCUUUUAAAUUCAAUGAAGAGGAUGCUUGACAUUCUUCGGCCCAAGAUAGAAACUCAGUUUAAGUCAUGGGGUUCCUGUAUCCCUAAUGCUGGCAAUCAGACACCAGGAGAGCGCUUAAGUGAGGUUACUGUCAUGCUAAGAGCAAAGUUCAGAAACUAUCUGCAAGCCAUUGUUGAAAAGCUGGUUGAAAAUACGAGGUUACAAAACGCUACAAAAAUUAAGAAGAUUCUGCAAGAUUCCAAAGAAAGUGUUGGGGAAUCUGAUGUUAGAAACAGAAUGCAGCCUCUGAAAGAACAGCUAAUGAGCACAUUGAAUCAUUUGCACACCAUAUUUGAAACUCAUGUCUUUAUUGCUCUAUGCCGGGGUUACUGGGACCGAAUCGGUCAGGAUGUUCUUAGUUUCUUGGAGAAUCGGAAAGAAAAUAAAGCGUGGUACAAGGGCUCAACAAUUGCUGUUUCUGUUCUUGAUGACACAUUUGCGUCACAGAUGCAGCAGCUUUUGGGGCAUGCCUUACAAGACAAGGACAUUGAGCCUCCUCGUUCGAUGAUGGAAGUAAGAUCGAUGUUGUGUAAAGACGCUCAAGUUCACAAGAGUAACACGUUUUAUUACUGAAACAAUGUAGAAUAAUGUAGAUAAGUUUACUUAUUGUAGUCAUGACACAAUUUUGUGAAAUGAGAAUAUGUACUAGUGCUCUAUUAACAAAUUUAAAUAGCACAUUCUAAAGAAAACCAAUAUAUAGAAAUUCUUUUUGUUAAUAAAAUAAUAUCCUAGGUCCAAUUUUUGGUUUUAUGUAAGUUCUGUACACAAUAAAAUUUGUUGGGCAUUUAGAAAUGUAUAUCCGAAUUAUUAUUUGAACAUGUGUUGUUACUUUCAAAUUGAAAAUUCCACCAUGUUUUACAAAAAAAAAAAAAAAAAAAAAAAAACCUCCAAAGUGGUGAAGCAGAAGAUGGGAUGGAUAUUAGAGACUCCGAGAGUCUAGUGUCCGUUAUAUUACCGAGUAAAUGUUGUAAACAAAUUGGUAAUUUGAUCAAAUGGAGCUUCUAGAACUCAUGACGACCCUAUUCCUUGUAAAUUUGGGUGAUGUAAAGAAAAUAAGUCCCUCCCUUUGAAAUUUGGAACGUGUUCAGCUUUGCCCACAAGGCCACAACCCUUUCGUAAGAGAAAAUUCGUUACAAAUCUGGGUGAUGUAACGACGAGUCCCUCCUUUUCAAAUUCGGAACGUGU
This is a messenger RNA of Chenopodium quinoa (quinoa), 5010 nucleotides long. RefSeq lists its product as uncharacterized. The coding region runs from base 703 to 4398 and encodes 1231 amino acids. Lineage: Eukaryota; Viridiplantae; Streptophyta; Magnoliopsida; Caryophyllales; Amaranthaceae. The transcript has 23 exons. The record is from RefSeq and is a predicted model, not a curated record.